UGUUUCAUGACCAGCUGACCUACCCAGAGGGCAUUUUUCUAGUUUCCAGUUCUCUGCCAUUCGCUAACCCUGAGCAUGAUGAAUGAUCGGGUAUCCACGACAUGGCGUUCGUGCGUGGAUCUACCUACUCAAUGCCUUGUCUCGCAGAUAUCCAGAAGACCCCAGCAAUUUCCAGUAGAUCCUGGCGUACUCGGAGUGUUCCCACAUAUUUGGGACGAGACGAAGACUAUACCUUUCCACUCCCUCGUGGACCUGUUCAUCGUGGGAGAGCUGAGUGACAGGGACGACAUGGUGACCGAUGUUUGGUCACCAAGCUGUAACGAUUGCUUUCCAGUUUGUGCCUCGUCGGAUACCUGCCUGCCGUGCAAUAGGAAUAUAUCAUUCGUGUCAAGCUCUGUCGACCGCCACCGAUUUGGACGCUGUCACUGUUUCAACCAUCGGUUUUUCGAGACUUCCCCGAGACCAAAUGUAGAUGCCCAAAGAACGACAUACCUGAAGGUUGGAAAGAUGUCAUCACAGACCUGAAGACCCGGCUACACGUCGCGCAUCCAACUCGAACCGUGUUUCUCAUGAUUUCUAUAUGACUGAAUAUUAUCUGGCUUGUAUGGGAUCCCACGAAUAACAUUCACUCCUUACAUUUAUUCGAUCGUCUCGCAAAUAGCUCCGAGACGGCCUGGACUCUCGAUCCGCGAUACAAGCCCGUCGCCGAAGCCUGGUGGUUCAAUGCGGAUACCGGCGAAAUCUCCU
Messenger RNA from Mytilinidion resinicola, 747 nucleotides. RefSeq lists its product as uncharacterized. The record is from RefSeq and is a predicted model, not a curated record. Lineage: Eukaryota; Fungi; Ascomycota; Dothideomycetes; Mytilinidiales; Mytilinidiaceae. The coding region runs from base 76 to 525 and encodes 149 amino acids. The transcript has a single exon.